AUGUUACGUCGUUACUUCCUGUAUUACUCUAUGACGAUAAUGUUACGUCGUUACGUUUUGAAUGACUCUGUUGUGGUAAUGUUACGUCGUUACUUCCUGUAUUACCCUAUGACGAUAAUGUUACGUCGUUACGUUUUGAAUGACUCUGUUGUGGUAAUGUUACGUCGUUACUUCCUGUAUUACUCUAUGACGAUACUGUUACGUCGUUACGUUUUGAAUGACUCUGUUGUGGUAAUGUUACCUCAUUACUUCCUGUAUUACUCUAUGACGAUAAUGUUACGUCGUUACGUUUUGAAUGACUCUGUUGUGGUAAUGUUACGUCGUUACUUCCUGUAUUACUCUAUGACGAUACUGUUACGUCGUUACGUUUUGAAUGACUCUGUUGUGUUAAUGUUACGUCGUUACUUCCUGUAUUACUCUAUGACGAUACUGUUACGUCGUUACGUUUUGAAUGACUCUGUUGUGGUAAUGUUACGUCGUUACUUCCUGUAUUACUCUACGACGAUAAUGUUACGUCGUUACGUUUUGAAUGACUCUGUUGUGUUAAUGUUACUUACACUACGAAUAACCAACGAAUUUAAUGCAACCGCAAAAUGGGAACAGUUAAAUAUAAGCACCCCACAAAUAGAAACACGAUUCUAUAAAUUCAUGGACGUGUGGUUGGAAACGUCCAAUCAACCAAGUCUGAACAAAAUUAUAUCAGCUUUACAAGAGAUGAAGAGGAAUGAUAUAGUCAAUAUUAUUGAGAACGAUACCAAUCUUAAUGAACAAUUUACUUGGGAAAAUGAAAAUAAUGAAGGUAAUGACGAAGGAACUUCAGAAUUCAACGCACAUGCAAAAUGGGAACAGUUAAGUCACAUGCAAAUCGAUACACGAUUCUUUAAGUUGAUCGACAUGUGGCACGAAAAACACAAAGAUCCCAGUUUACAACAAAUUAUUACUGCAUUAAAAGAAAUAGGUAGAAAUGAUUUAGUCAAUGCUGUUCAGAACGAUGUCAUUCUUAAAAAAAGACUUGAUAUAGAAAGUACGAAACAAUGUGAACGAAAACCUCCAAUACAAGCCAUUGAAGUCUCAACCAAAGCUGAGAGAAAUGAGGAACUUUGUGUUUCCUCUGAUAUUAACUGCAGUGAUGACGAAAAGACCAGUCAAGAUGAAGACAAAGAAGCAGGAAGAUGUGUUGACACAAGUUGUGGUCUACAACCAUCCCAAUCAUCAGAUGAAUCCAUUAAAAUUAAAAGUACAACCGAACCUCUUCCACGCAACGAAACAGCUAAACUUCCUCCAGACAACGAAACAGGCAAACAUCCUGCAGACAACGGAACAGCAAAACUCCUUUCAGACAACGAAACAGGCAAACUUCCUCCAGACAACGAAACAGCCAAACAUCCUUCAGACAACGGAACAGCCAAAUAUCUUCCACACAACGAAACACAAGAACAAGGUAUAAGUUACGACGUUAUUGAUAAUGAAAACUUUUUACAAAACAGCGAAAUAACCCUUUAUCUCCUUUGA
Messenger RNA from Lottia gigantea (owl limpet), 1512 nucleotides. RefSeq lists its product as hypothetical. Gene Ontology annotation, biological process: signal transduction. The transcript has 6 exons. The record is from RefSeq and is a predicted model, not a curated record. The coding region runs from base 1 to 1512 and encodes 503 amino acids. Gene Ontology annotation, molecular function: protein binding. NCBI's taxonomy places the organism in Eukaryota, Metazoa, Mollusca, Gastropoda, Lottiidae.